This is a messenger RNA of Arabidopsis thaliana (thale cress), 1048 nucleotides long. Its product is annotated as PIN domain-like family protein. The record is from RefSeq and is marked reviewed. The transcript has 8 exons. NCBI's taxonomy places the organism in Eukaryota, Viridiplantae, Streptophyta, Magnoliopsida, Brassicales, Brassicaceae. Gene Ontology annotation, biological process: ribosomal small subunit biogenesis. Bases 110 to 655 code for a protein of 181 amino acids. Gene Ontology annotation, cellular component: nucleolus; small-subunit processome.
CAAUUCGAAAACCACUUCUCAGCCUCCGCCGAUUCAGACCUCGCAUAUUCAGCUUCCCAGUCUUUCUCUCUGCGUCGUUCUAGGGUUUUUGUUACUCUUUGCUUCGAAGAUGGGAAAGGCAAAGAAACCUCAAAAGUUUGCUGUCGUGAAGAAGAUGAUUAGCCACAAAGCUUUGAAGCAUUACAAGGAAGAGGUUCUGAAUCCAAACAAGAAGGACCUCACGGAACUUCCGAGAAACGUACCGAGUGUUCCUGCAGGGCUUUUCUUUUCUUACAACUCUACAUUGGUUCCUCCUUACCGUGUUUUGGUGGAUACUAACUUCAUCAACUUCUCUAUCCAGAAUAAGAUCGAUCUUGAGAAGGGAAUGAGAGACUGUCUGUACGCAAAUUGCACUCCUUGUAUCACGGAUUGUGUCAUGGCUGAGUUAGAGAAGUUAGGUCAGAAGUAUCGUGUAGCUCUAAGGAUUGCGAAAGAUCCUCACUUCGAAAGACUACCUUGUAUACACAAAGGGACAUAUGCUGAUGACUGUCUCGUUGACAGAGUUACUCAGCAUAAAUGCUUCAUAGUGGCUACAUGUGAUAGAGACUUAAAGCGAAGGAUUCGAAAGGUAAAGAUAGUUUGUUGUAUCAGUGCUCUUGUUUAUAUCCAUGGCUGAAGUCUUUGGAUAUUAUCAACUUUUUUCUAUGUUUGUUUGCAGAUUCCUGGUGUGCCCAUCAUGUAUGUGACUAAUCGCAAGUACUCAAUAGAGAAGUUGCCUGAAGCUACACUUGGUGGAGCUCCAAGGUACUGAUAAUUUAUUAGAGACCUUAUGAAUUCCAUGAAGCCCUGAAGCCUCAAGCCUGAGUUGGUAUCGGUUUACGCGCUGAAUCAACUGAGUUGGAAUGGCUAUGUUGUGAGCCAUUUUGUUCUCUAUGUUGGUUUCUCUGUUGUUAAUUUGAUACAAUGUUAAUUAAUAACUCAACAGAAAUCUUUAUUAAGCUUUUACAUUCUAAAAACACAUUCUUAAUCUAUUACACAGUUUUGUUAAUGAUAGACCAAAAUCAUGUCU